AUGUCUGACGAUACCAAUUACUUAUCACCACAUGAAGCUGCACUAGCAAUAGUUGCUACAGCAAUGAAAAAAGCUAGAUUAACGAUUGAUGUUCUCAUUAUAAACUCAAUAUUGGGAGGUAUCUUCUUUAGUUGUGGUGGUUUAUUACUCUUGGCUGCACAUGCUGAUAAUCCAGUACUGUUUUCGGAGAACCCUGGUAUACCCAAUAUGUUUUCUGGUUUUACAUUUGCCAUAGCAUUGUAUUAUGUUAUCAUAACAGGUGUGGAUUUAUUUAACUCAAAUAUAUUAUACUUUAGUGUUGCACUACUGCGACGUGCAGUCACAAUAUAUGAUCUUUUAAUUUCAUGGUUUGUUAGUCUGUUAGGAAAUAUUGCAGGCUCUCUAUUUGUUUCAUAUUUAUUUGGGUUUCUGUCUGGAAUUGGAAAACAAACAGAAUGGAGGUCAGCUUCAAGGAAGAUAGCAGAGCAAAAACUAUCUUUCUCCUUUAUUGAAACUUUUCUGAAAGCUAUUGCCGGUAAUUUUUUGGUGUGUUUAGCUGUUUAUUUACAGAUAAUGGCUAAACCAAUUCAUGUGAAAUUUAUUGUGUUAGUUUUACCUAUUUACACAUUCAUUACCAUCGGUUUUACACAUGCAGUUGGUGACAUGGCUGUUGUUUUUGUUGGAAUGUACAAUGGAGCCAAAGUCUCAGUUGGAGAAUAUAUAUGGAAACUACUGAUCCCUGGAGCAGUAGGCAAUAUAAUUGGUGGAUCAGCAUUUGGUAUAGUGAUACCAUUUUAUUUGCAUCUUAUUGUUGUUGAAAGAGAUAAUAAAGGUUUGGGAUUGCCACAAUACGAUUUAAGAGAUGAACAGCCCGAAGUAAAUAUGGACUCCAGAGUGGUCAAAGUUAGUAAGCCAACUGAGAAUCUGAUCGAUGACGAACUAAAUGAGGAAACAGACCAUAGUGUACGCUCCGAUAGAACAUCGAUAGCUGCGAAUACGGAUAAUGAAACUGAGUCAGUGACAUCCGUUGAUUCUGAGCUGGAGUCUACAAGUUACGCGUCUCAAUCUACUACAGAUACUCCAUCAAUUGGCAUAUACCACGGUGAAACCUCGUCGAUUCGACCAAAGCCAUCGGUGAGGUCAGUAAGAACAAACAUGUCCAAAGUAGCAAAAAUUCAGACAAAAGUAAAUUCUCCAGCAGGGUUAUUUCCGGUGUAUGGUAUGGGAGAACCACUUGAGAGAGAGAAGACGAUCCAGUCGGGCUUUCGCAGUGCUUCUAAUCAGUCAGUUAUGGACUCAGUAGACAGGACUACCCCUAGACCUCCCCCUUCUAUCAGCCAUUACACUUCAGCCUAUUCUGCUAGACAGAAUAUUGAUGAACAAGGCAAUAAUACAACUAACGUUAUAACUAACAGGCCCGGUGCACGUUUAGAGAAAGCUAUAACAAGAAUUGUACGCGCAGGUAAUGAUACGCAACCUGAUGAUUCAUUGCCAAUUACUAACCAAGACCUUCAAAAUUUUGAAGGUAAUAAAGAGAAGGAUAAAAAAAAUCAUCUGCAUUCGAUAACGUUCCAUUAA
Messenger RNA from Tetrapisispora phaffii CBS 4417, 1557 nucleotides. RefSeq lists its product as uncharacterized. Gene Ontology annotation, molecular function: high-affinity secondary active nitrite transmembrane transporter activity. The record is from RefSeq and is a predicted model, not a curated record. The transcript has a single exon. Lineage: Eukaryota; Fungi; Ascomycota; Saccharomycetes; Saccharomycetales; Saccharomycetaceae. Gene Ontology annotation, cellular component: membrane. Gene Ontology annotation, biological process: transmembrane transport; nitrite transport. Bases 1 to 1557 code for a protein of 518 amino acids.